Molecule: messenger RNA, 3545 nt
Organism: Oncorhynchus tshawytscha (Chinook salmon)
Lineage: Eukaryota; Metazoa; Chordata; Actinopteri; Salmoniformes; Salmonidae
Product: zinc finger protein 777
Exons: 6
Coding region: 215-2026 (603 amino acids)
Cellular component (GO): nucleus
Source: RefSeq, a predicted model, not a curated record
AAGAUCCUUUCUCUUAUGUGUAAACGGAAGUGAACAUUGACCAAGAACAACUCCCACGUUAGUGUUUCAUUUUUGUUACUUAGACGUUUAUUAACACACGGAAACAAAACAUAUUCAUAUUUUAACUGAAAGCCGUUUAAUUCGUGUUGGAGACAGGACUUGCUUGAUAGAUGUUUUCUAAGUAACGCUAGCUAGCUGCUAACAUCAGCUAACAAUGCCAAUGGAUAACUUUAACGGUUUGGGCUUUCACACUCAAAUAGCCUCCAUUAUGGAGAUGCUAGCGAAUGCAGCCGUUGCAGAGAUAUGUACACUCGUAGACAACGACUAUGCAGUGUUUCGUUUGGAAAUAAGUCAAAGCCAGAAAGAAAACAGGGCAUUGCGGAGGAAACUACAGCUACUGGACCUGAAGGUGGCACGGGAACGCGCAGAGAGGACCAUUCGAGAGCGCACCCUCGCCAGUCGUACCAGUAGUGUCAAGAUCCUUGAUCGGUACAGAGGAAUGGCAAGAGGUGAAGGACAUCUCACUGGAGGCCACAGGCGCUUUGAGAAGCCAGCGGGACACGAUACAUGGAGAGAUGACCAACCAAUCACUGUUGAUGAGGGGAGUGGAACAUUAACCCAGCACGUGAUAGAGUAUGCAGAUGCAGAGACUGCAGGUCCUGGGGUCAAGCUGGAAAGGUCUGAAGGAGAGCAAGCUCCACUGCACAGCAGAAACAUCAAAACUGGAGUGGCUGGAGCGACCCCAGUAGCCACAGAGGACCCCACCACCGCCCCAGUGCAGCCCAGGACCCAACGCAGCAUGACGGAGGAGGAGGAGGGUCCAGAGGUGCUUUUGGUGAAGGAUGAGGGGUGUGAGGAAGGUCUGGGGAACAUGGUCAUGGAGGACAACCAGACUACACCUCCUCCUGAACCCACAGAGGAACCAGCUGAGCAGCACAAGACCACAAACAGUCUCACUGAGUCAGUAGACAUGGAGGAUGGGAAGCCUGAUCUGCUGAUAGUCAAAGAGGAGACAAUAGAAGACGAACCAGAGAGCAUUGACCUGCUGAGUCAACUAAAGAUGGGAGAGCAAGGUGGUUGGCUGGAGGCUAACAGAGGAGACUGGGUAUCCAUCUUGGAUUCCCCCUACCAGGAAGGUGCAGCCAAGGGGCCUGGGGACAACAUCACUGAGCAGGCGAGGACCAGAGGCGACAUAGUGGAAGUCAGUGGAUGGGACAGCGUCCUCAACUCUGGGCUAGGGAACACCGCUGUUAACCACAACCAGAAACAGACAGUCGGACACAAAACAACGUCCGAACUUAGUCUCCAUGACAACCGACUGGCUGAGACCAGGGCGAGGCGUAGAUUUGGAGGUGUCCCUAUUCGGCUGGCGAGAACAGACACAGACUCGGCUAGCGAUGCUCCGUCCUGCUCCUAUAGUUGUGAUUCAGAGAGACUGAUGGCACUUCAGGUUGACCCCCUAACAGGUGGUGCCUUCAUCCUGCCUUCUAUAGGAUCUAUCAACUGGAACAUGGACCCUGCGACAACACAGACACUCCCUGGCCUUUGUCCUCCUGACACUCUCCUAAUGUUAAACCAGACCUCAGACAAUGCCAGUGCCUCAACACCAAAUGGCUAUACAAGCCCAUUGACAAAUGAGAGUAAUAGAGAUGGAGUCAGUAAAGGUGGCAGCGCCAAAGAGAAGCGCUUCCCGUGUUCAUUCUGUGGGAAAGCCUUCAGUUUCCCCAAACAGGUGGAGAUCCACCAGAGGAUGCACACGGGGGAGAAACCAUUCGGCUGCCAACUGUGCCGGGCCAGUUUCUCCGACUCGUCCAACCUGAAGAGGCACCAGAGGGUCCACACAGGGGAGAAACCCCACAGCUGCCCCCAGUGUGAGAAGAGGUUCUCCCGCCAGGACCAGCUGAAGAUGCACCUGAAGGUCCACACGGGAGAGAGGCCGUUCGCCUGUACGCACUGUGGGAAGAGGUUCUCAGAGAGGAGCUACCUUAGAAUACACCAGCAGAAAAUGCACAUGGCCCAUAUAUAGAGUAUAGGGACAUGUAACGUAGUAUUAGUAAGUUUGUUAAUUCUGUUGGUGUUGGAUGUAGAAGGAACUGGAUGAGGUGAACUGAGGAAAGAAUUAGUAGAUGAUAUGGUGAUGAUGGUUGGUGUGAUGCUGUCUGUAAAAAUGAUUCACUGAUGAAAAGGGACAACCUUGUCCUAUUGUUUGAAUUUUGGUGUUUUAUAAUGAGGAAAUGUUUACUUGACAUGAAGCUGUGUGUAAUGUAAUGUUAAACCUUUUCCAAAGUAUUCUAAAAUUAAUUUGAUCAAAGUGAGGGUACCAGAUUUACAGAAAAUAUCAAUUUUUACCAUACAAGUUGUUCAACAUCAUACAACUCUUUUUAAUUACUCAUUUUAAAGCAGUCUUUUUAAUUACAUUUUUUUAAUCAUCACUUUGUCUAAUAAUUCACUGUGUGUUUGUUUUUUUUAAUAGAAUGCCAAAAUAUAUAUUUUUAUAAUUUAUUUCCCUGAGACUCCACUGAAAUGCUCAGUCUGAUUGUGUGGAAGUUAGGAAUCAAAUUUGAAUAUGAAAUUAUAUAUUUACAUACACAGCCCUGAUUGGCUGAUAGGAGGGUGUAGAUAACUUCCACAGGUGUGUAGGUUACUUUGUCUUGUCAUGAAAACAAAAGUAAUCUUAAUAUCAUUGUUGUACGUUUUCCAAUAGGUCACCAGAAGAUGCAGGACCAGAACAAACAUUUUGCAUGGUGGACCAUCCUGGCCUAUACCCUGUCUGCCGUGUACUGUAGAUAUGUGGUAGUAGGGGCCUGAGGGCACACAGUGUGUUGUGAAAUCUGUAAAUGUGUUGUAAUGUUUUUAUUGUAUAAACUGCGUUAAUUUUGAUGAACCCCAGGCAGCAGCUAAUGGGGAUCCAUAAUAAAUAAAACAAUUCAUUGCAGAAUGCAAUGAUUAUCUACAGGGCAGUCUAUAUGGUAUAAUCUUCAGUAUCAUCAAUAAAGCAUAGAAUCAAUCAGAUCAAGCGUUAACUGGCGAUACCGGAUGUUUUUGUGGUGUCGGAGGUGGAACUGCGUUGCAGCUGUCAAAUCGGUGAGCAGCUGCUCUUGUGAUUAUGGUCACGAAGCCACACCCGCCCCCUUGAUUUAGUUCAAAACAAGAAAGGGUAGACUAUGUAGAAAUAAUUACAUUCAACUUGAAAAAUCAUUCAACUAAAUAAUGAGGAUCUCUAUCAUCCUAAUCGGGGUGUAGAUUACAUUUUACAUUCCAGUGUUCAAACGUGUAAACAAGGCUGUAUAUUAUUUCUGUUAAUGCGACUGCGUGCAGCCAAUGGCAAUGUCCGCUUUAGUUAUAUUGCUAGGAGCCCCUUGUGGAUUUGACAGCUCUAACACAGUUCCACCUCCGACACCACCAAAAUAACUGCUAUGUGAAUGUCGACAACAUUUUACGAAAUAGACUUUGUGAUGAUACUGGAGAUGAUAACUGAUUUACAUUUUUCAAAUGAAUACACAGUUUGGAAUGUUUUGCUGUUGAAAGUAAAUAAAGAAACCAGA